CGGCCGACGGCGGUUCGCUGGGGGCGCGGCGGCCGAGGAGGGGCCCCGGACGUCGCCGUCUGCGAGUCGGAGUUUGGUGUCUGGGACGUCUGGGGGGCAUCCGUUCCACAGGGCAAGAGCAUCAGUUUCAAUCUGGGAAGCCUUUAAAUGAAACUUGCUUAAAGUCUUAGGUCCUACACAAAGGAGAGACCUCAACCAACAUUAAGGUGGAAAAGAGUGAUGUUGUCCUUGACAAACCUGCAGAAUAUCAUCUAUAACCCGGUAAUCCCCUAUGUUGGAACCAUUCCUGGGCAGUUGGAGCCUGGAACUUUGAUUGUAAUACGUGGGCAUGUUCCCUGUGAUUCGGACAGGUUCCAGGUCGAUCUGCAGUGCGGGAGCAGCGUGAAGCCGCGUGCCGACGUGGCCUUUCAUUUCAAUCCGCGCUUCAAGUGGUCUGACUGCAUCGUGUGCAAUACUCUGAAAAAUGAAAAAUGGGGAUGGGAAGAGAUCACCUACGAUGUGCCUUUCAAAAAAGAAAAAUCUUUUGAAAUUGUGAUUAUGGUGUUGAAAGAUAAAUUCCAGGUGGCUGUAAAUGGGAAACACAUACUGCUCUAUGCCCACAGGAUUAGCCCAGGGAAAGUAGACACUCUGGGCAUUUAUGGCAAAGUGAAUAUCCACUCAGUUGGUUAUAGCUUCAGCUCGGAUUUCAGAAGUACCCAAGCAUCUACUCUGGAACUGACAGAGAUAAGUAAAGAAAAUGUACUGAAGUCCGACACGCCACAUUAUCCUAGUAAUAGAGGAGACAUUUCUAAAAUCGUACCCAGAACUGUCUACACCAAGAGCAAAGGUUCGACUGCCCAUCACACUUUGACUUGCGCCAAAAUACUACCUACCAGCUGUUUGUCAAAGACUCUGCCGUUCACUGCGAGGCUGAACUCCUCAAUGGGCCCUGGACGAACCGUCUUCAUUAAAGGAGAAGUGAAUAAAACUGCCAAAGGCUUUAAUGUUAACCUUGUAUCGGGAAAAUCAAAGGAUAUUGCUCUUCACUUGAACCCACGCCUCAAUAUUAAAGCAUUUGUAAGAAACUCUUUUCUUCACGAGGCCUGGGGAGAAGAAGAGAGAAAUAUUACCUGUUUCCCAUUUAGUCCUGGGAUGUACUUUGAGAUGAUAAUUUAUUGUGACGCUAGAGAAUUCAAGGUUGCGGUAAAUGGUGUACACAGCCUGGAGUACAAACACAGAUUUAAAGAGCUUAGCGAUAUUGACACACUGGAAAUUGAUGGAGAUAUUCACUUACUGGAAGUGUUGCAUCCUGUGGCCACUGUUUGGUCACCAGAGGGAAAUGCAGCAGAGAGCAUCGUGGAACCCCUCCUCCACAUGUCCUCUUCUUGCCUUUGUUCCCUUCUUGGUUUUGGACCUGGAAGCUGAGUAACGUAGGUCCCUCAACAUAGUGGUACACUAACGAAAAUCCCAAAUUCCUAGUGAUGCCCCUCAUCCAGGACAUAAGAAACAGAGGUGAAUGUACUUUUAGAAAAGUAGCGAACCACUAACAUGAAAAAGUAUCUGUCUACUUGGCUACUCAGCCUUGCUGAGUAAGACCUGAACGCUUCUCCCUCGGGCUGCAUGGUGGCACGAGUGCCAUAUGUCCACAAGUGCACACAGCUGGAUUCCAACCCUACUUCUACCUGUCCCACUUUAUUAGGUUCUUAUAAAGCCUCUAUAGUUUAUUCCUUUAUGAGAACAGGGAUAAUGGCAUAUAGCCCAUCGUGAGGAUUAAAUGGUAUGCAGAGCAUGGAGUAAAUGGUCAUUACUAACAGGCAGCUCAUCUACUGCCAUCUUAAUGGCACUAGACACUCUGCUACAAUAGCCCUAUGUCUGGGGACCAGGAUACUCAAGGAUAUAAAUAUCUAAGGUUGAUGAAAAACCAUAUAGGAUGAUCUUACCAUCAAAACACCAAAGUACAGGUAGUGAAUACAGUGUAAACGAAGUUUCUUAUGAACGCCUGGUGGUCCCCUAACACGCUCCCUCACCCUACUCAAAACAGCAACUCCGCCUCCCACGUCUGCAGCGGGAGAUGCAGUGUACGAGGAAGAUGGGAGCCAAGGGCUCACCCCAUUCUAUCCACAUGCCCAUUAUCACUCGGUACAUUUUCAUAGAAUUUUACUCUAACUAUUUCUUAGCAAUUUAGGAAUUACCUUCCAUCAAUUCAGCUAAGAAAGGAAUGGACUCUGGUAGCAAGACAAUAUAAUUCUCCUUUAGUUUCUCAGCCAGCGCUAACACGGUAAUCAGAGCAGCAAAUCGAACCUGAAAGGGACAGAGGUAAAGAAUGAUGAUUUAAUAUGAGCAACCUUCUACAAACCAGUGUUUUAUAAGUGUCUUCCAGUGCUGCGGGGCCCAAUACGAAUUUGUUUUUAUAACAUUUUCUCCCCGCCCCCUCCUACCAGAGAGAGGGCGCCAUGCGUGUGAGUGCAGGUGGUGGGAGGCUGGGGUAGAGACAGAGAAGGAGAAUCUUAAGCAGACUCCAUGCUGAGCGUGAUGCCCGAUGUGGGGCUUGUCUCAUGACCUUCAGAUCAGGACCUGACCUGAAACCCAAGUCAGAAACUUAACUGACUGUACCACCUAGGCACCUCCACAUUUUCCUUUAAAAAUAAAUAAAAUGCUACACACAAACUGAAGAGUGUCAUCCCAAAUUUAAGUAUGCUGGAACUCAAUGGCUUGCCUGGCUGUUGGAGAUGAUGCUGGCCUGGCUGAAGAGCAUUGCUGGUCCCCUCAGGCAGGGCCCCUCCCUCAGAACCCUGUGUCACCACUAUAGUUGUGGGAGGGGCUGGGCACUGGCUCUGGUCUCAUGCUCAGCACAGAAUUAAAGUUUGGGUGUCUCACAUGACUGGUCUAUGAGAAGUAAUGCAAGUGGUUGUCAGGCACUCAAUGAUUUACCUUUGAAAAACAAAAGAUUAGAUCAAUAGGUUUGUUAAUUAAUUAUUGCAUGAGCAAAAGCACCAGCCCCCCACACCCUGGGGGGGGUUGCCUAGGAGGAGGGAGAAGGAAAAGCUGGUUCCCUGCUGAGCUGGGAGCCCAAUGCAGGGGCCAAAAGCAUGUUUAAUGGACUAAACCAACCAGGUCCUCCAGUGAUUCAGCUUAAAAUCAAAGCUGUACCAGUCUUCUUUCUAGUUUUUGGAUCAUUUAAAAAAAUAUUCAGAUACAGCAAAAUGACUUAAGCAUCUGUAACCACCUACGUUCAAACCAGACUUUCUUGGUACUAUACAGUCAAAACAUUAAAAUAAAUUUCAUGCUGCAACUUUGUAAGAAGCUGCAAUUUAAAAUCUGGGGGCUCGGGGCGCCUGGGUGGCUCAGUGGGUUAAAGCCUCUGCCUUCGGCUCAGGUCAUGAUCUCAAAGUCUUGGGUGGGAUUGAGCCCCACAUUGGGCUCUCUGCUCAGUGGGGAGCCUGCUUCCUCUUCUCUACUUGAGAUCUCUGCCUAUCAAAUGAAUAAAUAAAAUCUUAAAAAAAAAAAUCUGGGGGCUCAUGAAAACAGCUUUAUUGUUCUCAUAAAUAAAUAUUAUGAAUUUCAAGUACAAAACCUUUCAAUAAAAUUUACUUUGGUCUGUUUUAUUCA
This is a messenger RNA of Mustela lutreola (European mink), 3588 nucleotides long. It is a transcript of the gene LGALS8, whose product is annotated as galectin 8. Lineage: Eukaryota; Metazoa; Chordata; Mammalia; Carnivora; Mustelidae. Gene Ontology annotation, molecular function: carbohydrate binding. The record is from RefSeq and is a predicted model, not a curated record. Bases 220 to 1404 code for a protein of 394 amino acids. The transcript is spliced from 12 exons.